Molecule: messenger RNA, 645 nt
Organism: Psilocybe cubensis
Lineage: Eukaryota; Fungi; Basidiomycota; Agaricomycetes; Agaricales; Agrocybaceae
Exons: 4
Coding region: 1-645 (214 amino acids)
Source: RefSeq, a predicted model, not a curated record
AUGAAGUCUUCAAUCGUUUUUUCGAUCCUUCUUAUUGCGGCGUCUGCGAACGCCUUGUACAUCCCCGCUGGUGCAGAUGCGUCAAUGGAUCGCCGUGAUGAAAUUAUCCGCCGAGGUAAAGACGGCAAAGGCCCAACCCCAACGGCCGAGGAGAAGCGCAAAGCCGCUAACGACAAGUUCCAAGAGAUGAAGAGUCACGUUCUACACGGAAAGGAUGCAAAGGGAAAAGACGAGGCUCCGGACAAAGGCCGUCACGCGCUUACUGCGUAUUGCAAAGCCAACCCCAAAGCGACUGGACAGUGCAAUACCAAGACUAACCUGUGUCAUGUUCCAGACGCCAACAAAUCACUUUGGGACGAUCGUCCAGGCAAACACACUCUCCAGCAAAUCGAGAACCACUGCACAGACGCCAUCCUAAACCAUACAAAGAACCCCACAAACAAGGCUCAUGUGGUUAAAACGGAUGCAGGACAUCAUAUCUGCGUCAAAUACAUAUCAGGGGAGAAUAACGGUGGUACCGGAACGUGCUACCACGCUGGGGUAAAUGUUCCAGAGGGGGGUCUUGCGGGUGAUACUUGCGAUCACACUGGGAACACGGCUAUUGAUAAGGCAGACAGGGCAGAUUUCAAGUGCUCAGCUCUUUAG